This is a messenger RNA of Plasmodium vinckei vinckei, 684 nucleotides long. Its product is annotated as zinc finger protein, putative. The coding region runs from base 1 to 684 and encodes 227 amino acids. The transcript is spliced from 2 exons. Gene Ontology annotation, molecular function: DNA binding; zinc ion binding. The record is from RefSeq and is a predicted model, not a curated record. Lineage: Eukaryota; Apicomplexa; Aconoidasida; Haemosporida; Plasmodiidae.
AUGAGUUCAGAAAAAAACGCAACAACGCCACCGCCUAUUUUGUGUGAAAACAACUGUGGAUUUUAUGGAAACCGAGCAAAUAACAAUUUAUGCUCAAAAUGUUAUAGAGAAUUUUUAGAGAAACAAAAAAAAGAAAUGUCUAACAUUGAAAAAAUAAAAGAUAAAAGUAUGUCCGAUACAAUGCAUAAUUACAAUAAAAUAAAUGAUAUAAUUGAUCCAUCUUUUGUAAAAGGAAAAGAUAACGAUGAAAAAAGUGAAGUGAAUGACCAAAAAAAUAGUGAAAUAAAUAUAGAAGAAAAAAAAUAUACCAAUAAUAAUAAUACUAGUACAAAUACUGUCGAUAUAAAAACCGACAAUAAAAAUAUUAACAAUGAUAAUAUAAAAAAUGAUAAUAAUAAUAAUGAACAAAAUAAUAAAAUACCUGUUAGUAGUGAUAAUAAUGAUGAAAAAAAGGUCUAUGAAAAAACAGAAAGUUCAAUAGAUGGUCAAGAUAAAAGCAAAUGUUAUUCAUGUUCAAAAAAUAUUGGAUUAUUAGGUAUAAAAUGUCGAUGCAAUCAUUAUUUUUGCUCACUUCAUAGAUAUGCUGAUGCACACAAUUGUACCUUUGAUUAUAAAAGUUAUCAUAAACAACAGCUAAUCAAAAAUAAUGUUAAAGUUGUAGCAGAUAAAAUUAACAAAAUUUAA